AUGACAUCUCGGAAGCGCACAUCUGACUCCGUUGCUGGAUCUGAUGAGGAUCGUUCCAAGAAGCCCAGGAUCAACACUGUUGCGAAGACCGAUUCGAACGGAGAUCGCUAUUGGGAAAUUUCCAAAAUGCGCCGUGUUACUAUCUCAUCUUUUCGUGGGAAGACGCAAGUCAAUGUGAGAGAAUACUAUGAAAAAGAUGGACAAGAGUUGCCAGGCAAGAAGGUGAGUGAUCAAUAUGAUAUGACUUUGCGAGAAAUUGUGCUAAAACUAUAA
This is a messenger RNA of Penicillium soppii, 273 nucleotides long. RefSeq names its product transcriptional coactivator p15/PC4 family protein. The transcript has a single exon. Gene Ontology annotation, biological process: positive regulation of transcription initiation by RNA polymerase II. Gene Ontology annotation, molecular function: DNA binding; transcription coactivator activity. Bases 1 to 273 code for a protein of 90 amino acids. The record is from RefSeq and is a predicted model, not a curated record. Lineage: Eukaryota; Fungi; Ascomycota; Eurotiomycetes; Eurotiales; Aspergillaceae.